AUUAUUUUAAUUAUUUUUUAAAAAAUAUAGUAUGUUACAUGAUUGGCCUUCCCAUCACGAGUAUUCCUUUCGCGUCACAGGAGCCGGUCCACAGCAGCACACUACUUUGACUAUAACGUUGACCCAGAGGUCAACUAACAAAAAUCCAAUGCAACUAUGCAAAUGGAAUUCCACAUAAACCUACCACAUUUGGUUGUCUGGAACAGUGGAAGGAAGACAUAUGGAUCAAGUUCAAAUUCCAAUUCAAGGUGCUGAAGCAGAAAACUGGAGUGAAAGAUCCAAUCAUCAGUUUCAGAUCCUGAAAGCACACCAAUUCUUUCUUACUCACUGUAAAAAUCCACCUCCACAACCAAAGUUCCUUUGGGAGAAAAACACCCAGCUCUUAUUUGAACUGAAAGGGGCUGUUCAAAAUGGAAAUAUACAAAGGUUUGUUGACAUUCUGGAGCAGGUAUGUCUGGAGAAGAAGGUACUUUUGUCUACCAUAUUUGAUCAAGCGAUGCCAGCAGGUGAUUCACUGCUUCAUGAGGCUGCCUAUUUCGGAAGAGAAGACAUUGUAGAACUGAUUGGCCUACACUUUCCCCAACUUCUCACCCACAGGGACAUGAAGCUAGGUGAUACUCCACUUCAUGUUGCGUGUAGAGCAAAGAGCUCACAAGUUAUCAGCAUCGUUCUCUCCCUGUGUAGUGUACAUGCACAAAGAUCGGUAUCUUCAAUGGAGAUGGUUAAUGGAGAUGAACAUAUCAUAACAAGAUUGGCCAAUAAAUAUGGAAAUACUGCUUUGCAUGAGGCUGUUUGUAAGAAGAAUGUUGAUGGGGUCAAACUUCUCUUCACUGCAGAUAGAUAUGUGGCCUAUUAUUUGAACAAGUCAAGUCAGUCCCCUUUGUAUUUGGCAGUCCUGAACGGAAAUAAGGAAAUAAUAGAUGUUCUGUUGGAAGCUCCAUUUCCGGGUGACAAGCUCCUCUCAAAUUGCCAGGGAAUUUCUCCUCUGCAUGCUGCCAUUGACACAAAGAAUGGAGAUUUGAUAAAGGAAAUAGCAACAAAAAAAACAGAGCUAAUGUAUUUACGAGACGAAAAUGGAGGAACUCCUUUACAUUAUGCAGCUUCUACUGGUUACGUUGAAGGCGUUCGUAUCCUGCUAAACAAAUCUCCUCUGAGUGCAUUAGAACAGAAUGCAAAGGGCCAUCUUCCUAUUCACCUUGCCUGCAAAUGGGGUCAUCUUAAGGUAGUCAGGGAAUUUCUUGGACGAGAAUGCGCCGAUGAUUCUAGAUUAUUGCUCAAUCGUAAAGGUCAAAAUGUUCUUCACGUUGCAGCAAAGAACGGACGACAUGAUUUGGUGAAAUAUCUAUUGAGGAACUGCAGAAGAAUUGAUAUAAACGAGAAAGAUCAAAAGGGAAAUACCCCAUUGCAUUUGGCUUCAGAAAACUCUUUCCCCAACAUCCUUUUCUCUCUGACACGGGAUAAGAGGGUUGAUGUAAAUCUCAUCAACUAUAAAGGUUUGACAGCACUUGAUACACUUCUGUUAGAAAUGUAUCGUGAAACACCAAUUUCACUAAUACAGUUCCUGUCCAAAGCCAUAUUUGAUUCUGUAGAUGCACCUAUAAGUGACAAGGCAAGAAGUAUGAUUCGUGAACGAAGAAAAGCACCAAAACUGAAAUGGAUAAAGCAGGGAGCAAACACACUGAUGCUGGUGGCUAUUUUGAUAGUAACAGUGACAUUUUCAGCUGGGUUCACUGUGCCCGGCAGCGUUCACAGUUCUGAGGAUACUGAUAAGGGGAUGGCAGUGUUGGUUAAGAGAGCAAUGUUCAAGACAUUUGUGAUUUUCAACACAGGAGCCAUGUACUGUUCUACACUUGGAUCACUGCUUCUGAUGUGGGCACAGUUUGGUGACUUUUAUUUAGCGAGAAGUGCAUUUUUCUGCGCGUUUCAUAUGGUGGGUUUAGCUCUGGUGACGAUGAGUUUAGCGUUCGCCGCAGCAGUACGUCUGGUUGUGACCAAUGUGUCAUGGCUUGCUGAACUUGUAACGUCUAUUGGAGUCAUCUUCUUUUCCUGCAUCUUAGGUCAUUACGUUUCGGCUAUUUUCCUGCUAGGACUCCACGGUGGUGUACUCCGCCGCCAAGUGAGCGAUGUUUUUAUAAGGAUUUUCAUUUUGGUGUAUGAAAGAACUCCCAAGAUAAUGUCUAGGUUCGAAAUUUAAGUGUAUUUCAAAAUGGAUUAUUGAGCUUCUCUGCUCUAUUUCCAGACUAAUCAACACAAACACUUGCAUA
Messenger RNA from Neltuma alba, 2264 nucleotides. Its product is annotated as protein ACCELERATED CELL DEATH 6-like. The coding region runs from base 221 to 2194 and encodes 657 amino acids. NCBI's taxonomy places the organism in Eukaryota, Viridiplantae, Streptophyta, Magnoliopsida, Fabales, Fabaceae. Gene Ontology annotation, cellular component: plasma membrane. The record is from RefSeq and is a predicted model, not a curated record. Gene Ontology annotation, molecular function: protein binding. The transcript is spliced from 3 exons.